This is a messenger RNA of Leguminivora glycinivorella, 2937 nucleotides long. RefSeq lists its product as uncharacterized. The record is from RefSeq and is a predicted model, not a curated record. Bases 216 to 2705 code for a protein of 829 amino acids. The transcript has 18 exons. NCBI's taxonomy places the organism in Eukaryota, Metazoa, Arthropoda, Insecta, Lepidoptera, Tortricidae.
UAAUGGUUUUACCACUAAGGCACGAUGACCACUGACUUGAGUCUUCCUCUUUCCUCAUUUUCUUGAGUAUUAUUUUGAUUUUACCUUUAACCGCGUUGUGUUAAACUUUAGUUGGUCACUCUAGUCGUUGUCUUCAAGUUUAGUGGUUACUAAAGUUCCGUUGUCAUUGUUGUCAAUGUUGCGAAGUUCAGUGUCGGCUAAAGUGAUAAGUGAAGAUGCGAGUGGUCGUGUCGGUCGUGUUUGUUGUCGUGUUUAACUUUGUUUGUGGACAAGAAGAUGUAGAAACAGGAGACAACCUGCAGUACCAGUUCUUCCCGGUGGUGGGGAGCUCGCUGCAGUUCAAAGUGAAGGCACACAACGAUGCGCACAUCGCGCUGUCUUUACAUCCAAGGGAGACGGACCCUCUGUAUGAGGUUGUCAUUGGAGGCUGGGCCAACACAAAAAGCGCGGUCAGAAAAAGGGUCUGCGCAUUCCAAGAAAAAGAUGCAAAGCCAACACCCCAGUACCUCAACAACGAUGAGUUUCGCGGUUUCUGGGUGCAUUGGGAGAACGGGAUAGUGUCCGCUGGGCGCGAGGGCGAGGCGAACGCGUUCCUUUCGUGGCGCGAUAAUGACCCCUUUCCCAUUGCUGCUGCGGGAGUGCAUACUGGAUUUGGGUCGAAGGGAGUCUGGAAGUUACAAAAUGCAUCUUUUGAUGAAAUUGACAUAAGAAGUGCAAACGACCAAUUUUUAGAAGUGAAAACGGAGGAUAACACUAAGUACCAAUUCUUCCCCGUGUCAAGUAACAUGCUUCGCUUCAAGGUUCGCGCGAAGAAUGAUGCUCAUGUAGCGCUAGCUAGCUUUCCGUGGGAGUCCGGCCCAAUGUACGAGAUCGUCAUUGGCGGUUGGGAUAACGGUAAAAGCGCCAUCCGACGAAGAUAUUGCGAGCAGCAAGAGAAGGAUAUUAUAGCAACACCUCAGUAUUUGAACAAAGAUGAAUACCGUGGGUUCUGGAUGAAGUGGGACAAUGGCAUCGUACUGGUCGGGAAAAUGAAUGAAGAUAGUCCCUUCUUGUCGUGGCACGACCCUGAUCCUUUCAAGGUGGCUUACGUCGGAGUUCACACUGGUUUCGGUUCGACUGGCACUUGGAAGAUCGACAAUGUGCCUUCGUCAGAACCCAAGAAUAUCGACAAUGAUGUAUUUACGGAGGAUAACGUCCAAUAUCAAUUUUUCCCCGUGUAUGGCACCUCGACCAAGUUUAAAGUGCACGCGCGCAAUGACGCCCAUGUUGCUCUCGCCUCCAUACCUCGGGAAUCUGGGCCUAUGUAUGAGAUCGUUAUCGGAGGUUGGUCGAACACAAAAAGCGUCAUAAGAAGGAGGACCUGCUUCCCCUGGGAGAGAGAAGAAGUCCAAACCCCGAAUAUUUUGGGUGGAGAUCAAUACCGUGGGUUCUGGGUUAGGUGGGACAAUGCCAAUAUCCAGGUGGGGCGACGGGGUGAGGCGAAGCCCUUUAUGACCUGGCAGGAUUUGGAGCCAAUGACAGUUAAUUAUUUCGGCGUGCAUACUGGCUUUGGAGCUACUGGCACGUGGGAGAUCGAUAAUUUACAAAACGGCGAAGGAAGCAAAUCUCUCUUACCUACGGGAGAUACCACAGAGUAUCAGUUUUUCCAAGUAUCGGGUCGCUCAGUGACUUUCAACGUACGGGCAAAUAAUGAUGCCCACGUCGGUCUUUUCUCAGAGCCUCGUGAAACUGACCCCAUGUACGAGGUCGUUAUUGGAGGAUGGGGAAACACAAAAAGCGUGAUCAGAAAGAAGUAUUGCCACCAAAGAGUUGAAAAGGACGAAGUAUCAACACCAAAUUACCUGAACGAUUACCAGUACCGAGGUUUCUGGGUGAAGUGGAAGAAUGGCAAAAUCUCUGUGGGGCAGGAAGGCUCGAGCCGGGCGUUUAUGUCGUGGGAUGACUUGAAUCCCAUACGAGUGACUCAUAUGGGUUUACAUACUGGGUUUGGGUCUACUGGCACAUGGAAGAUCAAAAAUGAAUCUCGUAAUAAUGCCGAAGAACUUAUUACGACUGGUGACAAUCUCCAGUACCAGUAUUACCCGAUAUCAAGCACAUCGCUGAAUUUCAAAGUGCGAGCUCGCAAUGACGUCCAUGUUGGUCUGACGUCGGGCCCGGAGGACACUGAUCCUAUGUAUGAGAUUGUAAUCGGAGGUUGGGCUAACUCAAAGAGCGUCAUCAGAAAAAGAUGUUGUCUACCGCCAGAGAGAGAUGAAGUUCAGACUCCAGAAAUCUUAGACGACGGCGGGUUCCGUACUUUCUGGAUGAGCUGGGAAAACGGAAACAUUAUGACGGGACGGGAAGGGGAAACGAGCCCGUUUUUGAAAUGGCAAGACCCUAAUCCUUUCCCUGUUAGCUAUUUCGGCGUGCAUACUGGUUUUGGGUCAACCGGGACUUGGAAACUAGGAUCUUCUACUAUUGAUGAUCGAGUUAGCCACAAGCCAGUAGUAAUCCCGCUAGUACUGCCAGCGGAGACUCCAGCGCCAGCGGUGUGUGCACCGACAAAGACAGACGCCUGUUUACCGGCACCGCCUGCGCAGGGCAGGUCGUCUUUGAAGAGAACUUCGACGCUCUGCGGGAAGACGUGUGGCAGGUUCAGCAGUAUGUGCCCAUUGAUCACCCUGAUCUUCCUUUCGUGUCAUACCAACGUUUCACAGUUUCCGUGAAAAACGGAUAUCUCCGUAUUACGCCUGCUUUGCAGCAAGUCCAGCCUGGAUUCACUUACUACAGUUUAUAUGGCUCUUUGGAUCUAUAUAAUGGAUGUACUUCGGGACAAUCUUCUUCGUGCCAUAUAGAAGCUAGCGAUGGGUCAUCCAUCUUACCGCCGGUGGUGGGAGGCCGAAUCACCAGCAAAUCUAGCUUCGCUUUUACAUAUGGUACCAUCACUGUUCGUGCCAA